Microthlaspi erraticum is the source of this 618-nucleotide messenger RNA. Lineage: Eukaryota; Viridiplantae; Streptophyta; Magnoliopsida; Brassicales; Brassicaceae. The record is from the annotation of a GenBank genome assembly.
AUGAAGGAGGCUCAGGAUAGGCAGAAGAGCUAUGCAGAUAGACGCAGACGAGAGCUUGAGUUUCAGGUUGGAGAUAGAGUUUAUCUCAAGAUGGCUAUGUUGAGGGGUCCUAACAGAUCCAUACCAGGGAACAAGCUGAGUCCGUGUUUUAUGGGUCCGUUUCCAGUAGUGGAGCGAGUUGGGCCAUUGGCUUACAGGCUGGAGUUGCCUGAGAUUAUGAAAGCCUUUCACAAGGUGUUUCAUGUGUCGAUGCUGAGGAAGUGUCUUCACCCUACAGAGGAGUUAGUGGCUAGGAUUCCAGAGGAUGUUCAGCCAGAUUUGACAGUGCCGGCAGUGCCUGUGAGGAUGCUUUGUGAGGAUCUCCAGUAUUGCGGCCUUGCGAGGUCGGGUUUUUGUGGUCUCUGUGACGUUGUGUUGGGAUUCGAAGUCGAAUCCAGUUUAGUGGAGGAGAGUUGUAACAUCCGUAGCCCUUUUUUGGAGUUUUGGGGGUUGCGUCGGGCGACGCAAGGUGUGCGUCGGUCGACGCAACAAUUGCAAAAUCAGACCCGGUUCGAUUUAAGUGAAAUUGGGUCCGGUUUAGCCCGGUUAAGGGCUGGAAACCCUGAUUUUCGAGUUUAA